GCGGACAGAAAUACACAGAAUAUACCAUUAAAUGCUACUGGAAUAAUGCCCAAAACAAACUACAACUACAAGGAAUUUUGUAAUGGGUUUAAUGGUAAACAGCUGACAGUCCACGCGCUAUACAUUUAUACACAUUUAUCAAUAACAAUGUUUGUUGGCUUUUGCUGUUUAAAUUAACAUUUUAUUUUUAGCCUGCCUAUAUAAAAAACAGCAUGCCCUAUAGGCCAUGUGAGUUUAACAAGUGUGUUUAAACUGUAUAUUUGUUUUCUAUGCAAUUCCAGACCAAAUGCAACUCUUGUCCCAAUCCUUCAAGAGUCCAACAGAGUUAGGAUAGUAAAAAUUCUAACAUUCCCUUUGGUUAAUCUUAGCCUACGACAAAUUUCUUUCUUGGUCUGCAUAGAGAUCAUUAACCACAGGGGGGCGCUAAAUGCUACAUUUUCUGUUAACGCAGGUCCAGUGCUUAUAACUACUUCAUUCAUCAUCUUGUAGUAUGUGUGUGUGAGGGGAAGUGUGUAGUGUUUUGUUUUAGAAAAUGUUUCAUAUAUUUGACUGCUUACAAUUCAUGCUUAAUAUUCAAGUGUUUUGAAUAGGUAAAUAUUGAUGCCCUCACACGCUUGGCCAGCUGUCAUGUGUAACCAGAGAGCCCGUCGUAACUAGGUGUUGUGGGGAGGGUCCUGGUCGUGAAGGUGUAAGGAGAGCAGACGAGCGAUUGUUUUACAGGAUGACUGCCUCCCGUUAUUGGCAGUUUAACGAUGGAACUCGACGAGAGCAGGACCUGUUGCUAUAGUUUAUGAAAUGGCAACAAAGUAACAGGCUGAAGAAUAAAAGCGCAUCUUUUCCAGCGUUGUCACAAUGCUCCUUAAUGGACCGUUUAUUUUUUCCAGAACAAUUGGGAAAUUAAUAACAGGGGACCUUUUAUAUAUUUCGUCAGGAAACCGUUGUCACACCAAAUGAACUGCCUUCUAAACAACCUGAGGACGUGCGUAAUGGAAUUCUUCUUUAAAAAGAAGAAGAAUUUGAGGACUGCGGUCAGCUUGACUUUGGCGUUUGCAACUUUACUUAUGCUUCAGAAAUUAAUACCGGUGGAUACGAACAUCAAAGACAUCAAAGUCGGGCUGAAAAACAAGAAAUGCGGACCCGAAUGUCUCCCAUUCAACGGUAACAGAAUGCGGAGCUUCGGAAACGCAUCCCAAUUACACGGAGGUGCUUUCGAACCUUCGGAAAACCCCAUACUGACAAGUUGGGAUGUGCAUAGUAUUAGCUGUACAGAAAACUCCACGAUGAGGAGCCAGGACUGGUUUCGCAGUUUAAAUCCAAGGUUUCAUCAGUUUGUCCUGCGCAGACACUGCAAGUAUUUCCCUAUGUUGUUAAAUCAUCCGGAGAAGUGUGGCGGUGACGUGGAUCUUCUUGUGGUUGUAAAGUCGGUCAUUGAAGAACAUGACCGACGAGAGGCCGUGCGCAAGACCUGGGGUAAAGAACAGGUCAUCCGGGGAAUGAACAUCAAAACUUUAUUUCUAUUAGGCACUCCGUCGACUGGCAAAGACGCACGAAAUUUACAAGCGCUGGUUAAGUAUGAAGACCGAACGUUUGGGGACAUACUGCAGUGGGACUUCAUGGACACCUUUUUCAAUCUCACCCUAAAGGAGGUUAAUUUUCUGAGGUGGUUCAACAUCUACUGUAGUAAAGUACCGUUCAUCUUCAAAGGAGAUGAUGAUGUGUUUGUCCACAGCAAAAACCUGGUGGAACUAAUUGGUUUCAAAAUCGAGGAGAACAAGGUGGACAAUCUCAUCAUUGGAGACACCAUUUUUAAAGCCAAACCGAUCAGGAACCGUCAGAGUAAAUAUUUCAUUCCUAAAGAGCUGUAUGACGAACCUUAUCCACCUUAUUUGGGUGGAGGUGGAUUCCUCAUGUCCUCUAAAGUGGCCCACAGGCUGUUUAUUGUCAGCGAGAACGUGGAGCUUUAUCCAAUAGAUGAUGUGUUUUUGGGCAUGUGUCUUCAGAGGUUGCACAUUACCCCUGAGCUGCAUCAUGCCUUUAGGACAUUCGGGAUCAUAAAGCGUAAAGUGACCCCUUUGAACAGGGAGCCUUGCUUCUUCAGGAACCUCAUCGUGGUGCACAAACUUGGUCCUCAGGAGCUCUUGAGAAUGUGGAGCCUUGUACAAAAUGAGGACCUUGUCUGUGCCAGAAAAACUGUGUUGUGAUUGUGAAAUUGUUUUAUAAUUUGGACGAAUAUUUAUAUUUAAAAAAAAUAUUUUUUACUACAAGGCAUGCAUGGGGUCACAUACUUUCUUUUGUAAUGAAAAUGAGGAUGAUUAAUUUUUUUGUAUUGUUGUUACCAGAGCCAAUAAAUCCCAAGUUGGGAAAAUGU
Molecule: messenger RNA, 2368 nt
Organism: Triplophysa rosa
Lineage: Eukaryota; Metazoa; Chordata; Actinopteri; Cypriniformes; Nemacheilidae
Gene: b3gnt7l
Product: UDP-GlcNAc:betaGal beta-1,3-N-acetylglucosaminyltransferase 7, like
Exons: 1
Coding region: 951-2201 (416 amino acids)
Cellular component (GO): membrane
Molecular function (GO): hexosyltransferase activity
Source: RefSeq, a predicted model, not a curated record